GGUCAGGAGGAUACAUAGCAAUUAGAUUCAUAGCUCCUCACACAACGCAAUGGCAUUAAGCGUUUGUCAAAGCUCUGACAUGUUUUAACUGAUAAUUCGACUGCUUUACAAUUUGUGUAUUCCACGCAGGGGAAACGUCACUCGUGGUGUGCGCCACGUCAAGAAAGCAACCCUGACCGCUCACCAGAAAGGAAAGAAAGCAGGCUGAAUGGCUGAGCCAGAGCUCCUGCUGGACUCCAACAUCCGACUCUGGGUGGUGUUGCCCAUUGUCUUCAUCACCUUUCUCGUCGGGGUCAUACGUCACUAUGUGUCCAUUCUUCUUCAAAGUGACAAGAAGUUGACUUUAGAGCAGGUGUCAGACAGCCAGGUCCUCAUUCGGAGCAGAAUCCUCAGAGAAAAUGGAAAAUACAUUCCUAAACAAUCCUUCUUAAUGAGGAAGUUCUACUUCAAUAAUCAAGAGGAUGGAUUCUUCAAGAAAACAAAAAGAAAGGUCGUCCCGCCCUCGCCAAUGACUGAUCCGAGCAUGCUGACAGACAUGAUGAAAGGAAACGUGACCAACGUGCUUCCCAUGAUCUUGAUCGGAGGCUGGAUCAACUGGACCUUUUCGGGAUUUGUAACAACUAAGGUCCCUUUCCCUCUCACGCUGCGCUUCAAACCCAUGCUGCAACAAGGAAUAGAACUGCUGUCACUGGAUGCUUCCUGGGUUAGUUCAGCAUCAUGGUACUUCCUGAAUGUCUUUGGACUGCGAAGCAUGUACUCGUUAAUCCUUGGCCAGGACAAUGGUGCAGAUCAGUCAAGGAUCAUGCAGGAGCAGAUGAGUGGGGCUGCCAUGGCCAUGCCUGCAGACACAAAUAAAGCUUUCAAGGCGGAGUGGGAGGCCCUGGAACUGACUGACCAUCAGUGGGCACUGGAGAGUGUGGAGGAGGAUCUCAUGAGUAUGGAGCUGGACUUUGACAGCAUGUUUAGCAAGGAGCUGCCCACUGGUAUCUUUUGAGGCCCUAAUAGUUUUUUCCUGCUAGGGGGGUUUAAAUGCAGGGAUUCCCCCCCACCCCCACACACACACAAAAAAACACUGAGAUCGGAUAAAUCCCUCCCUAUUAUGCAAUGUUUACAUUCCUUUUUUUCCAGGUCCUUUUUCUGUAAGUUGUACUAACCUUUCAUGACUGACUUAGAAUGUCUAGCAGAAAACAAGUCAUGUUUUUGCAUUAUAAUUGGCUUGCAAAUUACACUACUCACAAAGAAUUAAGCAUAUUCAAGAGCUGAACAGCUAAAUUCACAACAGAUGUUUUAUCCAUGAAUGGACUAAUACAUUUCCCAGUUCAAUUACAAUUGAAUUUAAACAGUCUCUCCAUCAUGCUGUUAACAAUUUAACCUUGAGACAAGGCAUUCCCUAAAAUUUAACAACAGUACCUCGCCAACAGGAUGUUCUCAGAGGGAAGUGGCCACUGAGUUUAGAGUGUAACUGAGUGUCAUCAGCAGGUUGCAACUGAAAUACAAAGAGACUAGAAGAGUCACAGAAAGGCAAUGACGUCCUUGGAAAUUUAGUUCGAUUCAUGUACCGAACAUCUAGGAAUUUUGCUGUUCAGCUCAUUAUUGAAGAACAGAAAAUUGUGCAAAACGUACUAAAACAUUGAAAAGUUAGACAUGUGCAUUGAAAGGCUUAGAAAAGGUCAAAGGAAUUUCACCUGUAAAGGUUAUAGUCCAUUUUAGGUUCAUCCUGAAAUUUCACCUAAGAGUCAAACAUCACUAACUUUUUAUGAGUUUUGUUUGUCAUAGUAAAGCCCGAUAGGUUAAAUAAUGUGAACAACUUCAUAUUUCAUUGUAUUUCAUGUGCAGCUAAUGUUGCUAUUUUCAUCUGCACCAUCGGGUUAAAAAUACAACUUUAGUUUUUCAAUGAUGUUUAAUUUAAUUACUCCUUUGUUAGAUUAUAAAGCUUAAGAAAUGACUACUUGAUGGCACAACAACCAGUGUUUGUGCUAGAUUGAUUGAAUUAUUAUUUUUGGUGAAAAAGGUUUAUUUUGUUUUGUAACCCUCCUUUGUUUUGUACAGUAAAACCUGCUUUGACUAAAUAA
Molecule: messenger RNA, 2072 nt
Organism: Phycodurus eques (leafy seadragon)
Lineage: Eukaryota; Metazoa; Chordata; Actinopteri; Syngnathiformes; Syngnathidae
Gene: emc3
Product: ER membrane protein complex subunit 3
Exons: 9
Coding region: 209-994 (261 amino acids)
Biological process (GO): protein folding in endoplasmic reticulum
Cellular component (GO): EMC complex; membrane
Source: RefSeq, a predicted model, not a curated record